Messenger RNA from Manduca sexta (tobacco hornworm), 1189 nucleotides. RefSeq names its product trypsin. Lineage: Eukaryota; Metazoa; Arthropoda; Insecta; Lepidoptera; Sphingidae. Gene Ontology annotation, molecular function: serine-type endopeptidase activity. Bases 119 to 1174 code for a protein of 351 amino acids. The record is from RefSeq and is a predicted model, not a curated record. The transcript has a single exon. Gene Ontology annotation, biological process: proteolysis.
GUAAAUAACGCUGGCAGCUGAGACUGGCAAUGAAAAAGAAGAAAAAAUAUCUAUGAAAGAACAAAAAAGAACUCUACAGUUUUCUGUUCAUUUUAAACGUACGAAAUAAAUUUCGAUAAUGCAGUCGAAACACAUUUUUAUGAAUUAUUUAUUAUUUAUAUUGAUUUUAUUUGGAUUUUUAACACUAUCUAACUGUGCGGGGCAAAAUGUAAAGAAAAGAGAAAGACUAAGUGUGGAUGAGAAUAGAGAUGAAAAUGGCGACAAUAACGACGAAUCUAAAGAUGAGUCCUUAGAUAUACCUGUUGAAAACGAGCCCGCUAAUGUAUCAUGUACAAGAAGACAAAACAGCCAGCUGCAUGAAAUACGCACAGCAAGAUACAAACAAUUUCCGUUCAUGGCUGCCAUUAUGUCUCAUCAAAACGAAUAUCUGUGUUCAGGUACAGUCGUUUCCAACGGAUUAAUACUUACUACAGCGCAAUGUACACAAAAACCUAUAAGUUACGUCCUUAUUAACGCUACUAAAGCUAGAAAAGAUGACACUACCGUUUCAUUGCAUAUAAUAAAAACCGAGAAAUUUCCGAGCUUCACUGGCGGAGAUACAUUGAAAGAUGUUGCCCUUAUACAUACGGAAAAACACAACAAUACAGUUGCUUCGAAAAUAAGACUCAGUAACUUUACAAAUGUAAAGAAUGUUAUCGAUUGUGAAGCACUAGGAUUUGGAUUAAAUUCGGAGGUUGGUCAAACGAAAGAUUUGCAAUACGUAGGUCUUGAUAAUCGAUCAGCAUUUGAAUUUGGAGACCUUAUUAGAGGAUAUUUUGAUUGUGUUGACACAAAAGUCCCAACUUGCUUCAGAGACACUGGUGGUCCCGUUAUAUAUGACAAUGAACUUAUGGGAAUAGUUAUCAAAGGCCAAGAUGAAUGUACUAAAGAAAUUACUUCGACAUAUGCUGUUAACAAAAAAAUGGCAGAUAUUAUACCCACUUACACAUUUAAAGCAUGGUUGGAUGAUAAAAUAAAGAAGAACGAAGAAAUGGAAUUAGUAUCGUUGGCUACAUAUCCAUCGAAGCCUGUUGCUAAGGUAGCUGUGCAAAAAAUAACAAAAGCUGCAGGUUAUACUACAUCCAAAAACAUUAUAAUUAUAGUGGUAUGCUCAGUUUCAAAUAUUUAUUUUUGAAGAACCUAUUCGAAA